Drosophila subpulchrella is the source of this 5845-nucleotide messenger RNA. RefSeq names its product kazrin (gene Liprin-gamma). Gene Ontology annotation, molecular function: protein binding. Lineage: Eukaryota; Metazoa; Arthropoda; Insecta; Diptera; Drosophilidae. The transcript is spliced from 14 exons. Bases 787 to 3768 code for a protein of 993 amino acids. The record is from RefSeq and is a predicted model, not a curated record.
CAGUUCAACGAAAGAAGCUCGCGAGUGCGGAGCGAGUAACGGUAAACGCCAGCUUGAAACUAACGGUCCAUCGCAGCAUAGUGUAGUGUAGUGUGUUUUAGUGCCGUGCAGCCUAGUGUUCUCAAGUGGAGUGCAGACGGGGGUUGCAAGCAAAAAGCCCAUAAAAUACUAACGCAAAUAGGCGUAGAAAGAAAAAAUAUUUAACACAAGUGUGUCGGCUCAGUGUUUUUGUGGUGCGAAAAUCUCACGAAAUAGGAAAAAAGAAAACAAGAGGAAAAAUCCAAUAAAAAAGUGGCCCGCUGAGCAUUCAGCCUCACAUUAAGAAAAAGCUGGAGAAACAACGUCAACAGCCAACUGGGGAAUAACAAAAGCCCGCGCGUCCGAAAAACCAAAACUAAAGUACGAAACGAAAAAGAAAAACAGGCGCGGAAAGUUGUUCGCUAAAUAAAGGAUUUUCCACCCAGCUGGAAAGUGCUGAGCGGAGAGUGUCACUAAUUGAAUGUCUAUUGCUGCCCGGACAACUCGUAAUUGAAUGGGAGUUUGAAGCGCGAGGAACUCAGAGGGAAAGCCAGCUUAGCUGCUACAUAAGUCAGAAUGUUUGAGCGUCGAUUAGUUCAGAUUGGUGGCAGUUGAAGCACUAAGAAGGGAGAGCACAGCAACGUCCUUCCCGCCCACUCGCACGCCCCUUUUCGGUCGGUGGGCCAGUGUGUGUGUGCGCGUGUGUGUGUUAGCCAGAGUGGUGCGUCAGUGUGUGUGCGAUAGGUGCCCGCGUUGGUGGUGGUUAGCAUGCAAAUCAACGGUCUAGCUGCCGGACCCACGAUGGCAGCCUCCGAGCCACCAGAGCCGCCGCCGCGCAACCCGGACCGCAUAAAUGCCUCGCUGCACAAGCUGGGUGAAUCCAAAAUCGCCAAAUCCCUGGACACUUCGGUGACGACGGGUCUGAAGGAGAAAUCGGCUUCCGUGAACAACAACAAGCCCAUAAGACCGCUGUUAUCGCUGGACAGCUCGGUGACGGCUUCGACAUCCUCGGGGGUCGCAGGAGCAGGAGCAACAGGAGUCGCAGGAUCGGGAUCGGGGGGCGGAGGAGCCCCAGCCAAGCCGGCGCCUCUGGUGCUGACCUCCAAGCGAGACCUCACGCCCAGCAACGACAGCAGCUCCUCGCCGUCCAGUUCGAAUGGCAGCAACCAGACGCUCACCCCACCCAUGACCGCUGAUAGCCAGCAGUUGCAGCACCUCCAGCACAGGAGUCCCUCGUAUCCCGGCAAGGGGGACACCUUGCCCCCGGCAGCGGGAGUGCCCCACCAGCAGCAGCAGCAAUUGCCGAAUGGCACCGGCAGCAGCCACUGCAACAGCAACAUCAACAGCAGCAGCACUUGCAACUCCGGCAACGCCAUGAUCCAUGCGAAUAACUCGAAUUUAAUUGCCGCAGGUCACUUGGCCCAGGCAGCCGGCCCAGCCCACAACGCCCCCUCCAGCGGCAGUACACUCAACGCCGUCGACAAACGAAAUGCCAACCUAUCGGAGCCGGAUCAGGAGCCGCCCUCGAAACCGAAACUGAAUGUAAAUCCGGGUCUGAGCCCAUCGGUGGCCCUGGGGGCCCCGCACUCCCCCACAUCCGCCGCCUCGGCGGCCUUGCUCCUCCUCGAGUCCUGCGAUGGCAAUCGCAACGACGAGUCAAGGUUCCAUCACCUGCAUUCCGCCAACGCUCCUCCCCGCCCAGAAGCUGCCAUGAAGCUGCGCGAGGAGAACGAUCGCCUAAAUGCCGAACUGCUCCGGCUGAGGCGACUGCUCGAGCUCUCUACAGAUGGAGCAGUGGGUGGAGUGGACACCACUACCGAAAUGGAGGCAGUGGCCAACUCAUCCGCCGAGGGAACGGCUGCCAAGGAGCGCAUCGAACGCCUGGAAUCGGAGCUCAGGUCGGUGAAGAACCAGCUCUUGACCAUGCGGCUGGAGCGGAAGAAGCUGCGGACGGACAAGUCCGAUCUUCUGGGUCAGGUGAAACAGCUGUGCGCCUCGCUGCAGGAAAAGGAGCAGGAGCUGCGUGAUUUCAUAAGGAACUAUCAGGAGCGGGUGCGGGAGACGGAGACGACGAAUGCCAAGAUCUCCGGGGACCGGGAUCGGGAGCGUUUCCAGCUGCUCAAGCAGGCCCGUGAUGAGGCGGAGCGAUCGCUGGCCCUGGCCCAACAGCUUUCGGCCAGGGAUCUGCAGCUUCAGAGGCUGCAGGAGCAGCUCCAGGAGGCCCGCCGCCAGUUGACAGGCUGUCUCUCGGACCAGGAGAGCCUCCACUCCUUUGCCCCACUGACUCCUCCAUCGGCUGCCUCGGGAAUGCUCAGCCAGAUGGCCGCCGCCUCGGGAAUGGGCGGUGGAUUGGCCGGGAUGCGAGGUACCGCCGAGGACAGUGGGCGUGGCAACUCGCUGUCCGCCUUCAGUGGCAGCUUGAGUGGCGGAUCAGGGGCCACGGCCGGGGAUCGCAACUCCUGCUCCAAUGACUCAGGACUGAGGAACAGCAGCGAUCGGGAGAGCACCGGCGGAGAACUGAACUUUAGCGAUGGCACCUGCGACAACGGACCCUGCAUCACGGUCGAUCCGGACAGCAUCUCACUCGUGUCCAGCCAGAACAUGUACCAAUUUGGCACGCCCAAGGAACGCAGCCCCACAUUGUCUCCCCUCAACUCGGCUGCCUACUCAAGAUCCGUGGAGCAGUUGGGCUCACCUGUGGACCCCGAAGGACCAGGAGGUGGUGCUAUCAGUAGAAAGUUUGCCAGCGCCAGCAAAAGUGGACCACUGGGCGCUCGGAAUGGACGUGGCGGAACUUGGGGAAGUAUAUCAAGGGUUUUUGCCCGCUCCCGGAAUAAGAGCAAGGCCCUAUCCGCCGAUGGAGUGACUGAAUAUGCCGACUACUCGUGGAACCCCCUGACAGAGGAGGGCUACGCCGAGAAGCUGCGCCUGCUGCGGGAGGCCUCCCAGCUGCCCAUCGACCGCUGGCGGGCCAGCCAGGUGCUCGCCUGGCUGGAGGUGGCCCUGGGAAUGCCCCAGUACAGCGCCAGGUGCGCCGAGAACGUGAAGAGCGGCAAGGUGCUGCUGGAGCUGAACGACGUGGAGCUGGAGGCGGGCCUGGGCCUCGCCCACCCGAUGCACCGCAAGAAGCUGCGGCUGGCCAUCGAGGAGCAGCGGCGGCCGGAGAUGGUCCGCUACCCGCUGAUCACGCAGCUGGGCCACACCUGGGUGGCCACCGAGUGGCUGCCGGACAUUGGACUGCCCCAGUACGCGGAGCCCUUCGUGCAGUCCCUUGUCGACGCCCGGAUGCUGGACACGCUCUCCAAGAAGGAGCUCGAGAAGUUCCUGGGCGUCACGCGGAAGUUCCACCAGGCCAGCAUUGUUCACGGCAUCCACGUGUUGCGCAUUGUGAAGUACGACCGCCAGACGCUGGCCAUGAGACGGGUGCAAUCGGAGACGGUGGACACGGACCCCAUUGUGUGGACGAACCAGCGCUUCAUCCGCUGGGUGCGAUCCAUCGACCUGGGCGAGUACGCCGACAAUCUGAAGGAUAGCGGCGUGCACGGCGGCCUUGUGGUACUGGAACCAUCAUUCUCCGGCGACACCAUGGCCACCGCCCUGGGCAUUCCCCCCUCGAAGAACAUAAUACGGCGACAUCUCAACACGGAAUUCGAUGCCCUCAUUUUGCCCGCACGAUACCUUAUUUACUGUCAAAUGGAAGAAUUUCAAAUGGAAGCCUCCAGACAAUUGGCCAAAUUGCAGGGCCACUAAAUAAUCCGCACGAACCAAAGAACAAGAUAACGAAAACGAAUUAUAAUCAAAAAUCGAACGGGAUUCAUAUUGAUUUGUUUAGCCAAGCUGAUGAAGAUGAUACGAUAAUAACUAUAGGGAGAGAACAAUAACUGGAGCAGAGCGCUAGUAUUUCAUCAUUACGAAUAGUUGAUAGAUUCACCCCAGAAUAGUCGAGCAUUCGAUCCGUAGCAGUACAUGUAAUCAUACCACAAUAUUAUUAAGUGCUUUAGGCAUCGAACUAGGAACGCACACAAGAACAGAAAAAAAAACCAGUGUCCAAGCUUUGCAUAUCCGAUAUCGAUAUUAUAACGAUACACUCCCCGAGGAGCGCUUAACGUUGCAUUUACUCAGAUUGAUAUAGAUGUCAAGCAUUUAAUGUAGUAGAUCCGUAUAAUUAGGGCUUCUUGUCAAUGUAAUGUAAGGAAGGGAUAUAGUAUUUCAGAUAUUAACAAUUGUUACGCCUAAGAUAGAGCAUUGCGAAUGCCAACACACACCCUUCCACACGAGCGUCUUUCGUCACUAGGCCGGAACACCCAAGUUCUCUGUGAUACAGGAGCUGUUUUCAGAGCUCGGUUAGACAGCCACCAAACGCACAAUGGAACCUAAAAGACCAAUUACAUAACCACACACUCGCACACGAGUCCAUGAACACAUACACAUCUACAUUUCCGUGGUUAGAUGAUAUAGUCAAUGUUUUGGUGUUGCAUACUGUGAAGCGUUUUGAAUGAGUUUUGCCCUGCGGUAUUGAGUCAUGCUCUUGCGAAUCUCUACAAUAUAUUGUUUUCCACUGUUUUCGGUGCUUCAAAGUGUGCUCUCAAUUGUUUUAUUUUGAUUGACAUGGUUUGCUUAUGGUUGCGUAUAGCUGCGCAAAAUAAUUUGUUGCAUACUUUUUAGCACUUAAAAAUGUUGAUUUUGUGACUCUAGAGAUUUGACCGCAGGGUAACACCCCUAAGUUAAUUUCCUUAAGAAGUCGUUAAUUUGGUUUUGCAAUUUUGCAACUACAGUGUCAAUUGUAAGUAAAACUUGCUUACUAAGUAGCCUAUCUCUCUCUAUUUCUCACACACCCACACACUCAAAAACAUACGCAGACACUCGAAAACAAGUUCUAUGUAUGUGUUAUCAAUGUUUUUAAGUAGCUUGAACUAGUCUUACCGUUGUCAUCUUACUAAGUACCACUGCAUACAAAUACCUUAUCGAUACUAUGUGUGAUUGGAAUUCUAAGGCUUACAAAAUCAAAAAGAUACAAAUAUAUUAUGGCUGCUGGUUUCGUGUCUGUUAGCAAUGCUAUCCUUACUUUACUUUUAAAGUUACUUUUCCUUUCCUUACUAUUUUUUCGGGGGUUUUACGCUCACCAUAGAUCUUUGAUUUCCUUGUUGUUUUACGCUACGUGUAGUUAAAUACGAAACAAAUUAAACGUAACUCUCCAAACAUUGAUUAACCAGAUUCUUUCGUCUUUGUCCCGUUUCUUUUUCCAUCUUUCCUAUAUAUUUGAUCCACUCUCUUUUGCUUUCACAUCCGUAUGUUUGCUCUUCAAUUUCGUAAUUUGGUAAUCGAAUCGACGGCUUGUUGUUGUUGCUAACUCUGCUUGAUUGUCUAACACGAUUACCAACACAACGACAACAUAACCGACAACAACUCAACAACAACUCAACAACAACCAAUCAACAACUACUCAACAACACCCCAAUGAAACCACCUUCUGUGUGUGUAUGUGUGCCUGCCUUGCCUGCUCUCUCGCUCUCUCUCUCUCUCUCUGUCUCUGUCUCUAUAUCGCUAUCUCUGCCGCUCUGCCUGACCGCCCGCACUCCAUACUCCGAAUUCCGAAUCCGAAUUCCAAUCUCCAAAACUCAACACUCCCGUCAUCUGCCGUCUGUGUCCUGUCUUUAAUGUGCUGCCUGCCUGCCUGCCUAUGAAAACCGAAUAUACAUGCACACCCCACCCAUCUACAACAUGAUAUAUCUAUACGCCCCCCAAAAAACAACCCACUCACGACCACACACAUACACACGCAUACGACCUAUGCAAAAAUUCGCAAAUCGAAAUUGCCAUGUUUGUU